GUUUAUGUUUAUCGUUUGAUCAUUCAUUGUCAAAUUACCAGUGUAUUCAUGGAAGACUGGGGAAACCAUUAGGAGUUCACAUGACGAGGAAAAAAAGUUCUCAUGACGUACUUUCUUGGAUUAGUGUGCAGUAAACCAGAUUCCUGGUUCCUUGAGCCUAUUUGUAAGGACUAGAAAAUCCUGUUUAAUUCUGCUAUCCUUAUAGCAGCACAGAGAGCACUGUGGAUUUAGAUCCAGUUCCACCAUCUAAUAGCUGUGCCUGUUGGGCCAGACCCAAAGUCAGCAGUUUUCUCAAAUGCAAAAGCCGGAUAAUUACAAUCCUGUUAAUUACCUGUUAAUUACCUUCCAAAGCUUCGCAGGAGCUGCCGUUUAAGUAAAGCUGCUCUUUGUAAACUAUACUGUCUGUGCUACAAGAGUGUAAAAUCAGAAUUUUAUAAAGAGCCUAAAGAGACCUCAGAGAGUAUCUUCAGGUUUCUUAUGUUAUACCUGAGAAAGCUGCGACCCACAGGAGCGUGGCCGGCUACACCUCCCACAGAUAUUUACUGAGCACCUACUGUGUGCCAAGCCCUUUGCAGGCACCAGAGAAGCAGGUGUGAUCAACACAGAGCCACUGCUCUGGAGAUUCCAUACCACUGGUAGAGACAGAAAGGAAGUGGGCCAAGAAUAAGCAGGGUGAUUUCAGUUUCCCAUCACCAAUUUUUCUUGGAAUUGGACAGAUGGCAGCUACCAUAAUGAUACUGUAUGUGUCCAAACUAAAUAAAAUAAUUCACUUCCCUGAUUUUGACAAGAAAAUUCCCGUGAAGCUGUUUCCUCUGCCUCUCCUCUAUGUUGGAAACCACAUAAGUGGAUUAUCAAGCACAAGUAAAUUAAGUUUGCCGAUGUUCACCGUGCUCAGGAAAUUUACCAUUCCACUUACUUUACUCCUGGAAACCAUCAUACUUGGGAAACACUAUUCCUUGAACAUCAUCGUCAGUGUUUUUACCAUCAUACUUGGUGCUUUCAUAGCAGCUGGUUCUGACCUUGCCUUUAACUUGGAAGGCUAUAUUUUUGUAUUCCUGAAUGAUAUCUUCACAGCAGCAAAUGGAGUUUAUACCAAACAGAAAAUGGACCCAAAGGAGUUAGGCAAAUAUGGAGUGCUUUUCUACAAUGCCUGCUUCAUGAUUAUACCAACUCUUAUCAUCAGUGUCUCUACUGGAGACCUUCAGCAGGCUACUGAAUUCAAUGAAUGGAAGAAUGUUCUAUUUAUCAUACAGUUUCUUCUUUCCUGUUUUUUGGGGUUUCUGUUGAUGUACUCCACAGUUUUGUGCAGCUAUUACAAUUCAGCCCUCACGACGGCAGUGGUUGGAGCCAUCAAGAAUGUAUCCAUUGCCUACAUUGGGAUGUUAGUUGGUGGAGACUACAUUUUCUCUGUGUUAAACUUUGUAGGGUUAAAUAUUUGCAUGGCAGGGGGCUUGAGAUACUCGUUUUUAACUCUGAGCAGCCAGUUAAACCCUAAACAAUCUGUGGACGAAGAAAGCAUCCCUCUGGAUUUAAAGAGUUAGGAUCUGGGGCAGAAUCGCAGCCUGGCUUGCAAACUGGGAACAUGCAGCGGCAUUCCCACAUGUAGGAAUGUGGAUCCCGAUGUUCUGGUCAUGGGCAACACUUACCCCCUGCUUAAAGCACCACAGGAACGUCUGCAAAAUGCAGAGAGAAUCUACCUCAUGUGCUGCUGCACGGCGAGCCCUCAUCAGCCCUGAGAAAUGUAUUUGGGCAGAGCUUUACCAUCUGAAAGUGAAUCUUUCACAGUAAACCAUUGGUUAAAGGUAUUAUUUCCAAAGGUCUUGCACAGGCAGAGCACUGAACGGUUGGUGACCCAUCCAAAUAUCUGUGCUGCUGUUUGCCAGUACCUUGUGUGCUAAGAGGAGGGGAAAGGUCGAUGGUGUGAUUAUUAUCAGCACGUUGGCCUUAUUUUUGAAGGUCCCAGCCAAAGCAAAGUGCCAGUGAGAGCAUUAUUUUUUUCAGUUUAAGCAGACUUUUCUUUAUUUUAAUAAAGUUAGCCAGUUAGCUCCAAGUUAUUUGUUAGCUCUGAUUUCAUUUUAUAUGUUGGUAUCUUUUCCCAGUCAUCAAAGUAAAAUAAAAAAUAAUUUAUACUCA
This is a messenger RNA of Felis catus (domestic cat), 2133 nucleotides long. RefSeq names its product solute carrier family 35 member D2 (gene SLC35D2). The coding region runs from base 717 to 1541 and encodes 274 amino acids. Gene Ontology annotation, molecular function: GDP-fucose transmembrane transporter activity; antiporter activity. The record is from RefSeq and is a predicted model, not a curated record. NCBI's taxonomy places the organism in Eukaryota, Metazoa, Chordata, Mammalia, Carnivora, Felidae. The transcript is spliced from 12 exons. Gene Ontology annotation, cellular component: Golgi apparatus.